Molecule: messenger RNA, 1805 nt
Organism: Hibiscus syriacus
Lineage: Eukaryota; Viridiplantae; Streptophyta; Magnoliopsida; Malvales; Malvaceae
Product: exocyst complex component EXO70E2-like
Exons: 2
Coding region: 1-1782 (593 amino acids)
Biological process (GO): exocytosis
Cellular component (GO): exocyst
Molecular function (GO): phosphatidylinositol-4,5-bisphosphate binding
Source: RefSeq, a predicted model, not a curated record
AUGGGGGAUUAUGAACCUCUGCUUCCUCAACUAGAAGGAGACGACAAUUUAAUUGCUGCGGUGAAACAUAUAGUGGGUGCACUGAGUUCCAAUAAGAACCUCACAAAAGAUGUGAAGAAAAUCUUGGCUGGUCUUGGUACCCAAUUAUCCACUAUGGCUGCCAAACCUGGGAUUGAACAUCACUUCAGUGUUGUUGAGGAGAAGAUUAUGAGUUACAAGGAUGAUAAAUCGAUGAUUUGGGAUUCGGGUUCCGAAGAAGCUGUCGAUUAUCUGAAUGCCGUCGAUGAAGCUGUCAAGUUGAAGGAGAGAUUGGAGAAUCAGUGUUCAGAUAGCAAAGAAGAGAAAGAUUUGCUACGUAGAGCCUGUGAUGUUCUUCAGAUGGCAAUGCAGAGGCUUGAAGAAGAGUUCAAACACAUGCUUGUUCACCAUAGGCAACCCUUCGAGCCUCAGAACACUUUGUUUCGUUCGAGUGAGGAUGAUGGUUCGUUAGUUUCUCUCCGAGACGACUCGGUCCGCAUCGAUUCGGUUCAUCCGGAUGUGAUUCCUGAUCUCAAAUGCAUUGCCAGUUUGAUGUUCAAGUCCAAUUAUGGUCUAGAGUGUUGCCGUGCCUAUGUCCUUGUUGUAAAGAAAGCAUUAGCUGAGUGCCUUUUCAAUCUAGAAAUGGAGAAAUUGAGCAUAGAAGAUGUGCUGAACAUGGAGUGGGGUGCCUUGUAUUCAAAGAUCAAGAGAUGGAUUAGAACUAUGAAGGUCUUUAUCCGGCCCUAUCUCGCCAGCGAGAAGUGGCUCUGCGACCAGGUUCUCGCAGACCUUGGAUCAGGUAAUUUGGGUAUGUUUGUUGAGGCUGCAAAGGAUUCGAUGUUGCAGCUUCUCAACUUUGCCCACGCCGUCUCGAUGGGUUCUCGUCAACCCGAAAAGCUGGUUCGAAUCCUAGACAUGUAUGAGGUUCUUGCGGAUCUUCUUCCCGACAUCGAUGCAUUGUUCGUAGAUGAAGCUGGUUCUUCUAUUCGAACUGAAUCCCAUGAGGUUUUCAAGAGAUUGGGUGACUUCAUAAUGGCAGCAUUUCAUGAAUUCGAGACUGCCAUUGCAACCAACAUGUCAACAAGCUCUCUUGCAGGUGGGGGAAUUCACCAUCUGACCAGAUAUGUUAUGAAUUACAUCCUGCUUCUUGCAGACUAUAAAAAUACCCUGAAAGAUUUCUCGGGCAGUUGUUGCACAAUGUCACUCCACCUUCGAUCACUCGCUUCGGCUCUAGAGGCCAAACUCGACGAGAAAUCGAAACUGUAUAAGGAUCCUUCACUGCAACACUUCUUUCUAAUGAACAAUAUACAUUACAUGGCCCAAAAGGUUAAGAAUUCAGAGCUGAGGCUUAUAUUCGGAGAUGAUUGGAUUCGAAAACGCAACUGGAAAUUCCAACGGCACGCAAUGGACUAUGAGAGAGCUACUUGGAGUUCGGUUCUCUCGUUGUUGAAAGGCGAGUCCGAUUCGAGCUCUGGUUCUAUCUCAGGGACACUUCUGAAGGAGAGACUGCGUCGAUUUUAUGCCGCUUUCGAAGAGGUUUACAAAACACAGACAGCAUGGCUUAUCCUGGAUGUUCAACUUCGAGAAGAUUUACGGAUCUCGACAUCCCUGGCAGUGAUCCAGGCUUAUCGGACGUUUAUCGGAAGACAAAUAUACCGGAUUGCUGAGAAGCACAUAAAGUACAACUCGGAAGAUAUGGAGGAUUAUUUGUUGGACCUGUUUGAAGGAUCCCAAAAAUCAUUGCAUAAUCCACAUAGGAGAUGAACCAUGAUUACAAAAUUAGGCCA